CCCGCCCACGCUAACCGCGACGCAGCCACGAGCCUCGCGGGCAUCGUCUGUAGCCCACCGCUCCUGCGCGCCGUACCACCAGGCCCGGCAUGCCAUCCACCUCCACCGACUCCCAGCACGGCGCGUCUCCCGCACAGAACGGUGCCAUCGCCGUCCACCAGCCCGAUGCCCCUGCCGCCGUCGACGGCCCCGAGCCCGCGUCCGGCGAGAACCAUCUGAUCCGCGAGGGGAAGCUCAAGGCGAAAGCUGUCCUCGCCGCCUCAGGGGUAAAUGUCGACACGGCCGCUGCGGAGACCUCCAAGUCGCGGACAGACAUGGGCUCGCCGGCGCUAGAAGAGGCCGUCAAUGGCGCGUCGCCGAGUCGCAAACGCUCGCGCUCGGGGUCGCGCAAACCCUCCCGGACGCCCGCACACGACAACGCCGAAGGAGAGCAGCAAUCCUCCAAAGACCCGCUACUUGAUGUAAUUAGAGAGCGCGAUCUGCAAGCUUGCGCGACCAUCCUUGACAAGAACAAGCGCCACGCCGAGCUGAUCAACUCUUUGAAGGACGAGGUCAGGGACCUUAGGAAGCUCCGACAGCGACAUCCUGCCGAAGUCUUUGGCUACGGUUACGGAGGCUACGGCAAUGGGGUGACCGACCACCCCCGGGGGGGUUUCGCGCUGCAGUAUCCUACCCAAGCCAAGCGCCCGGGGAAUCGCAGAGCAAGACGGUUGCACCUCAAGAGAGAUCAGAUCGCAGCACAGGCAGAGCAGCUCGAAGAGCUGGUUCCGGUACGGUUAGACAUUGAGUUAGAGAAGAUCAAGCUCCGAGAUACCUUUACCUGGAACCUGCACGACAGGUGGACUACCACGGAACUGUUCGCUGAAAACUUGGUUGAAGACUUCCAGCUUCCGCCCGAAAUACGCGACUAUGUCAAGCAGCACGUCAACCGGGAACUCCAGGAGCAGCUUCAAGACUUUUAUCCCCAAGCUUUUUUCGACGACGAGCCCCUUGACCCGCACCUACCCUACUCAGCUUAUAAGAAUGACGAGAUGCGGAUACUCAUCAAGCUGAAUAUCACCAUUGGCCAGCAUACUCUUGUGGACCAAUUCGAAUGGGAGAUAAACAACCCGCUGAACUCUCCAGAAGAAUUCGCGAGGCAAAUGGCGGCCGACCUGUCAUUAUCCGGGGAAUUUACUACCGCAAUAGCCCACUCGAUACGGGAGCAAUGCCAGAUGUUCACCAAAAGCCUGUAUAUCACAGGUCAUCCCUUCGACGGACGGCCCGUAGAAGACGCUGAUAUCCGCGACAACUUCCUACCCUCCCCGCUUCCUUCCGUAUUCCGACCUAUGCAAUCAGCCAAAGACUUCACGCCGUACCUGUACGAGUUGAGCGAGGCUGAGCUGGAGCGGACCGAGCUGUCGAUUAUGCGCGAGCAGCGGCGGCAGAAGCGGUCCGUCAAUCGGCGAGGGGGUCCUGCGUUGCCAGAUCUGAAAGACCGGCAGCGGACAGUUCGCACGCUGCUUGUCUCAUCUGUUCUCCCUGGGGCAGCCGAGACCGUUGAGGAAAGUCAUCUUUACAAGACCUCACGGAAGCCUAGAGAGGGUCGCCGCCGUGGUGUUGACGACGAUUCGGACGAAUCUGACAGCGAUGAAUCUGGCCCUGAUUCUCCUGCCCCAUCCCAGAUUACCGGCGGCACAGCUCGAACGAGGGGAAUGCGCGGAGCAGCAACCGCAGCUCAGGCAGCAAUGCGAUCCGCCAUAGGCCGGUCAGCGACGCCGGAAGUGUCUGCUCUACAAAGCCACCACGAACCCCGGACUGCAAGGCAAUUGAGAUAUGAAUCCCGGGAAGAAAGUGUGCCAGAACCGACAACCCUCAUCGUCAAACUCCCCAUUUCGCCCGCGAAAUUCAAGGAGUAUCUGAAGAACCCGAAGGCCUUCGUGAAGCCUGCUUCAACACCAAGGAUGACCCCCGCCCCGCCUCCAGCCCGGAGCACGCCUAGCGCGAACUCUAUGCCUCCUCCACCCUCCCCAGCAGUACCACCCCGAUCGACUCCUGCACCUGCAGCAGCGUCAGUGGCGCCUUCGCCGCAACCACCCUCUACCCCCACGCCGGCUUCUCAAACUCCGCAGCAGUGGAAUUAUUACUCCGAUGGCCGGGUGGACGCACCAUGGCCAAUGCCGUCUGGCACGCAACCUGCACCUCCUCCACAGUGGCUCCAAGAUGCUCUUCAGCAAUUGCGCGAGAGGAAUCCGGGUGAACUUUUUGAGGCCACUAUGCGCUAUAGCGUCGUCGACCAAAACACACUGACGAGCAUCAAGCUGGACACGUUGUCAGCAUCCGCUACCCUCCCUCCGGGAUACAAGGCACAGUGGCUUCCAAGAAUCCGUUGCGUUGACUGCCCCGGCAAGCUCUACAACGCUGGCCCCGACCACACAGCGGAUAACUUCCAGACUCAUCUCAACAACCGACAGCACAAGGGGAAUGUUGAGAGACGCACCGGAAGGACGGCUUCGUGAUGUACGCAUCUCUGCGAACAAUUUACCUUUUUAAGCACUAUACCUCCGGCGUUGCAGAGUGCAGGGCGGGCAAACAACAAGCCAUAAAUAGGUCCCGCCCAUGGGCAUUGAAUUUUCUGUUCCCGGACUCUUGUACAAACUAUUUAUCUUUUAGGAAGCUCGUUAUUACUCUGGUUGAGCGGGAGCAAGGAAUCGUAAACGUGGGCGUGGACCGGCGUUCUCAUUUGCCGGCACUUGGAAAGGAGAUGGCCUGGCAUUUUUGGAUCAUUGAUUUUCGAUCCUGGUGCCCGGUGUU
This is a messenger RNA of Trematosphaeria pertusa, 2793 nucleotides long. Its product is annotated as SNF5-domain-containing protein. Gene Ontology annotation, cellular component: nucleus; nuclear chromosome; SWI/SNF complex. Gene Ontology annotation, molecular function: transcription coregulator activity. NCBI's taxonomy places the organism in Eukaryota, Fungi, Ascomycota, Dothideomycetes, Pleosporales, Trematosphaeriaceae. The transcript has 2 exons. Gene Ontology annotation, biological process: regulation of transcription by RNA polymerase II; chromatin remodeling. The record is from RefSeq and is a predicted model, not a curated record. Bases 90 to 2498 code for a protein of 802 amino acids.